GCGAUGGUAUGAAACCCAAAUCACAAGCUGACCCAAACCCAGCAAAUUGUUUGUUUCUAUGCGUUGGGACAAAUUAUCCCACUUUAUUAUCCUCUUCUUCCCCAAACAAUCUAGCCCAUCGUUAUUCUGCUCAAGACUGUAAGUCUAAAUUUUCAAUUCUGAGUAUCGCGAUGAGCUGCCUCCAUUGUUAUUCUCCAUUUCUUCCCUUGAAUUCCCAGCUUAAACACAAACAGAAACUGAAAGCCAAACGAUAUCUUCGGCUUUUCAGCACUGAAUCAGCUCCGAACCAGGUUUUGCAGACCCGAAACGUGAAUUCGAGGACAAAUGCUACCUCCAAUCCCCUUUUUAUUGCUGCUAAAGUUCCUCCAUCUCAAUCUGGUGAUAUUACUGUCUUUCUCGAAACAAGUGCAUUACUUCUGGUUGUUUACUUCUUAGCGAAUUUUGUGGCACCUUAUUUCAUCUCCAAGUAUUUUGAAUUCGACAAGAUUGGGGAAGACCAGAAGGGAAGUGAAAAUAAUGAUAACAAAGGAAGAUGAGGAUGAAGAAGAUAACAGAAAAUCAAGGCAAGGUUUCCCUUGUUAUGUUGUGGUCAUUUUUCACAAUAUUGUUGAAGCAAUGCACAUUUAUUACCAGAAAAAAAAAAUUGGUAAUUUUUAUCUACUUUGAAAUUA
This is a messenger RNA of Gossypium raimondii (Peruvian cotton), 671 nucleotides long. RefSeq lists its product as uncharacterized. The record is from RefSeq and is a predicted model, not a curated record. Lineage: Eukaryota; Viridiplantae; Streptophyta; Magnoliopsida; Malvales; Malvaceae. The transcript is spliced from 2 exons. The coding region runs from base 9 to 536 and encodes 175 amino acids.